Magnolia sinica is the source of this 2940-nucleotide messenger RNA. RefSeq lists its product as uncharacterized. Lineage: Eukaryota; Viridiplantae; Streptophyta; Magnoliopsida; Magnoliales; Magnoliaceae. The coding region runs from base 549 to 2540 and encodes 663 amino acids. The record is from RefSeq and is a predicted model, not a curated record. The transcript is spliced from 3 exons.
UAUUAGCCCCUCUUUCCGCCGCUUCGUAUUUUUUUCAUUUCACCUCUCGCUCUCGCUCUCGCUCUCUCUCUCUAGCUCUCGUUUCCUCCGCCGCCGAAAAACCCUAGCUCUCUCUCGACGAUUCUAUGCUCCUAUUCGCUGCAAGAAGUUGUCGAUUUCAGUGAUAAAUCUCUGGGUCCUUUGGCUGGCUGCCUUUAUUUUCUACGUUCCACAUGAAUUACUGUGAAUUACUUCGGCAUCGGAGUGCUGAGGAAUUUUUGCCCCGUUGACUGUGAUUGUGAAUGAAGAGGAUUUCUGCUAAUUGUCUCGUGCUCUGGUUUCUCUUCAACAACUGUUGUUAAUCACGUGAAGUUUGUUUCACAUUUCUUAAAGAUGGAUCGUUGUGAUACGUCAGGAUUUGUUAGUGGAGGCUGCAUAUAUUUCUUCAAGAACCUCUACUAUUAACCUCUGUGUUUUGCUCUUGUUUCCUUUACCCCGGAAGUUAAGGUGACUGUUUUUUACCAUUAGAUACGGUUUGGAUAAGAGGGCCUUUGUGCUGCUUGUAGCUCAUGGAUAACGGAUUUAACUUGGGCUUUUCUGCAAACUGCUCUUCCAAUGCAUUUGAGAACUUGAGCAAAGUUGUUCAACUUGGUGCUGAUUAUUGCACGGACACCACUCUACGGCUUAAUUUCCCUGGUGCAUCUGCUGUCCAUCAUUCUACCUCAAAGGGCAUCAAGAGGAAAUGGGGUGCCAUUGAUGGUGCCAUGGGCCGGGAAGAUGGCUCUUCGCUAGUCCUGGGUUUAGGGCAUUCGCCAAGUUCCUCUGAUAGCAAGGGAAGCUCAGGGACUGCUUGCACCAUCUCUUCAGCAAAAGAAACUGAUGAGGAGUCUUCCAUGGAUGUUGGCUUGAAUUUCCAUCUUCACCUUGGUAGUGAGAAGACAACUAGCCCAAAGAAACCUGCAGUUGCUGAUCCUAAAGCUCUUGAAAUGCAGCCUAAGUUUGAUCUCAAACUGAGCCUCUCAACAGGACCAUCUGAAUCUGAAAUCACCAGUGUCACUCCAAGCUCAAUUCAAUGUUGGAAUAAAUUCAAGAUGCCAUUGAUGUUUGGGAUGGUGUCUGGGGACGAAGGAUCGGCAUCAUCUCCCUGGAAAUUAGGAAAAAUUGUGCCUCCUUCAGUGACUACAGAGACUAGCUUUGUUCCAAGUCCAAACUCCAGCAAAGACUGUUUGAGUCCAGCUAUUCCAGACCACUCAUCUUCCAUGGUUUCAACGACAAAAAGUUCAGUCACCUGUACUUCCGGGCUUACUCAGCAACAGCGUAGCUCUAAUACAAAGAAUUGUCAGUUCAAGGGAUGUGCAAAGGGAGCCAGAGGUGCUUCCGGCCUUUGCAUUGCCCAUGGUGGUGGUCGGAGGUGUCAGAAAGUCGGCUGCCAUAAAGGGGCAGAGGGCCGGACAGUGUACUGCAAAGCUCAUGGUGGUGGUCGACGCUGCCAAUAUCUCGGCUGCACCAAGAGUGCUGAAGGGCGUACUGAUUACUGCAUAGCUCAUGGUGGUGGCCGGCGGUGCAGUCAUGAUGGUUGCACCAGAGCCGCGAGGGGUAAAUCUGGUCUGUGCAUCAGGCAUGGAGGCGGUAAGAGGUGCCAAAAAGAGAACUGUACAAAGAGUGCUGAAGGCUUCUCGGGUCUUUGCAUCUCGCAUGGAGGCGGUCGGCGCUGCCAGUUCCCUGAAUGCUCAAAGGGUGCACAAGGCAGCACGAUGUUCUGCAAGGCACAUGGCGGGGGAAAGAGGUGCACCGUUUUGGGAUGCACGAAGGGAGCAGAGGGGAGCACGCCCUACUGUAAGGGUCAUGGUGGAGGGAAGCGUUGCUCGUUUCAGGGUGGCGGUGUGUGCCCAAAGAGUGUGCAUGGCGGCACCCAGUUCUGCGUUGCGCAUGGUGGUGGGAAGAGAUGUGCUGUUCCAGAGUGCACGAAGAGCGCAAGAGGGAGGACUGAUUUCUGUGUUCGUCAUGGAGGGGGUAAGCGUUGCAAGCACGAGGGAUGUGGGAAGAGUGCUCAGGGCAGCACCGACUUCUGCAAGGCGCACGGUGGAGGGAAGCGGUGCUCGUGGGGGCAUCCAGGGUCUGAUCUCGGUGGUCAAGCACCAUGCGAUCGGUUUGCCAGGGGGAAAACCGGGCUCUGCGCUGCUCACAGUGCCUUGGUGCAGGACAGACGGGUUCAUGGCGGUGGAACACUUGGACCCACCAUCCAGGACAUGAAAGAAGUGGGCCUUGAGAAGAUGCAAGUCGAUGGCAUGGAGAUGGGAAAUAAUGAGGGGAAUUUUGUGGGUUGGAGCGGUUUUGAUCCAAGGAGAUGCAUGCACCCAGCAUUCUCUAUGCAGCCACAGCCGCAGAUUCAUCUGCCCACUGGGAAUUCAAUCCCACCAUCCAGUCCAGUUAUCCUUCCGGAAGGGAGGGUGCACGGUGGAAGUCUGAUGGCAAUGCUGGCAAGGGGGACUGGAAAUCAACCAGAGGGUGGUCCAUCCGAGCAGAAGGGGUCUUACAUGAUGGCUCACAAAUGGAUGUGAAAGGAAAUUGGUAAGCAGUGUCUCAUCUCUCAUUUUCGUGUUUGCUCUUUAUUUGGUUCUAGCAGAGUCCGGGUAUGUCCAGGUCCAGUGUCCUAGUUGGCAAGUUUGGUGUUGGUUUGGCUGUGGGAAAAUCAAGCUUUCCCAUUCAUUGGUUAUGUUCAGAACUUAGAAGUCGAUUCGUUGGAUCCCCACCCUUUGUGUAGGAAAUAAGGGAGAAAUGGGUAGAGGGCAGGCUCUAAUUUCCUUGGUAGUUGGGUUUGAUAGGUCUCCUCCCUCCCCUCCCCCUCUCUUCUCUCUGUAAAUAUAGAUAGAUGGUGCAUUGGCGCUCUUGUAAAUACAUGGUUAGUUAGAUCCAGAGUCUGUGGUUAUAAAUAUAUCUGGUUUUUCUCUGUGUUUUGAA